Messenger RNA from Salvia hispanica, 547 nucleotides. Its product is annotated as protein OXIDATIVE STRESS 3-like. NCBI's taxonomy places the organism in Eukaryota, Viridiplantae, Streptophyta, Magnoliopsida, Lamiales, Lamiaceae. The record is from RefSeq and is a predicted model, not a curated record.
UCCAUCAUUCAAACUCAACAAAACACCUCGUCUUCUCCAAAUCCCCUUUUUCCCAAUUCAAAACCCUUAUUUUCAAUUUCAUCCGCGGAAAUCACAUCAAUGGCGUCCAAUCCACAGCUGCAGUGGCCUUCAUCUCCUUCAUCAGCCGAUUCAUCUUCUUCGAGCGGACCUCUCUACGAUUUAGCAGACCUCAUGGAGCAGCUCCCCAUCAAGAGGGGGCUGUCGAAGUUCUACGAUGGAAAAUCGCAGACGUUUGAAUCGCUGUCGAAAGUGAAGAGCGUCGAAGAUCUGGGGAAGAGAGAGAUGAGAAGGAUCAAAUCGUGCUACAAAUUCGGUCCAAAGGCGACGAUCGCGAAGAGGUCCACGAAAACAUCGUGUGCUUCUUCCAUAGCGAAUAAAACCUCCUUGUUCAUUCAUGGCUAAGCUUAAGCUGCAAAUUAAUUCGUCUUCUUCUUCCUUUUUUGUGAUAAUUUAUCGAUCAAUUUUGUUGAUGGCAGCUUUAUUAUGCUUUUUUGAAGAUAAUGAAGAUAAGAUGUGUACGUAGCUA